AUGAGCGAAGAGUGUGUCCGUGUGGCGGUCCGCAUCCGUCCCCUGCUGCCCAGAGAAGUCCUCCACCACCACCAGGUAUGUGUAAGGGUGGUGCCGGACUCCGCCCGGGUGAUGCUCGGCUCGGACCGCCUCUUCGCCUUUGACCACGCGUUCGGACCGACAGCCACCCAGGACGAGGUGUACCUGAGCGGCGUCCGGCCCCUGCUGGGGUCGCUGGUGGACGGCUACAAUGCCACCGUCUUUUGUUACGGACAGACGGGGUCCGGCAAGACUUACACCCUGGGGGGGAGGAACCAGGACGAAGAGGGAGGAAUAAUCGACCGUGUAGCCCAGGAUUUGUUCUUGUUGCUGAAGGAGAGGAGGAAGAACAGCGAUAGUGUGGAAACAACGGUGCGAGUCUCAUACAUCGAGCUGUACAAAGAGGAACUUCGAGACCUGUUGGAGCUGCACACCACCCAAAAAGAGCUUCAUAUCAGAGAAGACGAGAAGGGAAAUACAGUGUUGGUGGGAGUCAAAGAGGUGGCUGUCACUUCUGCAGAGGAGCUGCUCAGUGUUUUAAUGGUUGGAAAUGCCCUGCGCCACACCGGCGCUACAGGAAUGAAUGAGCAUUCCAGUCGCUCUCAUGCCAUCCUCACCCUUCAUGUCAGCAUCUGUUGCCACCAAAACUCCUCACUAAUCUCCUCUAAAUUGUGCCUGGUUGACCUAGCUGGUUCAGAACGUGCUGGAAAAACAGCAAACACUGGAACACAACUCAAAGAGUCUUCCCAUAUCAACACAGGCCUGCUUGCUUUGGGAAAUGUUAUCCGGGCCCUCUCUGAACAGGGUCGAAAUCGUCGACCAUCUGCACAUAUACCCUACCGAGAUGCCAAGAUCACCCGUCUGCUACGAGAUGCACUGGGAGGCACCGCCCGUACGCUGAUGGUGGCAUGUGUGAGCCCAUCUCACCACUUUGUUGCUGAAACACUGAAUGUUCUGCAGUUUGCAUCCAAGGCACGUCGUAUUCACAACUGUCCAGGAGCAGUAUCCACUCAAACGGAGAUUAAAUCAUGCCUCACAACCUGGCACCCCAGAGAAGCUCGAUUGGAGGAGCUGGAAUAUGAAUUACAGACACUUAGGGGGCUUCUGAAAGAGAAGGAGAAAGAUGUGGAGAUGGAGAGAAUGAAGACUGCAGGGAAAUGUUCAGAAGUGGACUGCCUUGAUCAGUCCAGUCAGAUCAGGAUAUCUGAACCUGAGAAAGUGAGCAAAGAGGAAGCAGGGCAGUACCUCGUCUUGGCACAGGAAGCUGGAGUUCUGCUGACAGACAUCUCUGGUCCAUCUACAAGUCUCUCUUUCAGGCAGCGACUGAAAGAUUGGCAGGAGAGACUGAAAGCUGUCUGUCCAGCACAACAAACCAAUAAAGACUGUUCAGAAGGUGAUAGAAACGAAACUCACCAAAUGGAUAUUUUUAAACUUGAAGAGGAACACUCCCAUUGCCAGGAAAAUCUCCUCAUAAAAGAACAAUUAUUGAAGGAAAAAGAUUCAGAACUGAGACAGGUCGAGGAAGAAGUCGAGAAACUCCUUCAAGAGAGAAGAAGUCUCCUUGUGGCUUUAGAGGAACAAAAAGCGCGUGUUCUAAUGCAGUCAGAACAACUGGUGAAUCAGCAGAUUCUGAUUGACCGCCUUCGCAGCAAUCACAUGGCCUUUAAUGCAACAGCGUCAGGAGCAACUGAGGAAGCAAGGGCCUCUGGGUACUUGGUUAAAAGACCCAACAGCGUUCCCCUGAUCAGACACAACUCAAAUGUGCGCAGGCCUCCAAGGAAGAUUCACUCCAGUCCACCAGUAUAUUCACUGGAAAGGGUGAUUGCAGCUUUUAAGAUGCGUGGCCAUCUCCUGCUGGCUGAGAUCGAGGAGAAGGAUGAAGUUUACUGCCCAUUCAUUAGGCAACAGACAGAGGGAAAAGACAGGGAUCAAGAGGAGAAACAAAGGCAGGAGGACAGUUUUAUGGAUGGAAAGGGAUUCAGGCAUUCUUUAAACCGGACAUGGACCUGUCGCCAGAAGAAAUUACCUCUGAAAGAGAAAAUCUCUGGGCAAGAUGUAAAACAUAAUGGAGGCCCAUUAGUACAGCAGCUUGAGUGUACCACGGACACAAGAGAAUACCGAAGCAAGGAAAACCAAAUGAGGCCGGCCAGAGGAGUCAACGCUGCUGGGAGAAAGAUCCAUGAGCUUUCUGUCAACAUGUGCAUGAAGGAGGACCUUAUCAAAGAACUUGACAAAACUGAAAAGGAAUCUCAAUUGGUGGACAGACAUUUCCGGCACAGCGGUGACGGCAGAGAAGCAGGCGUGUUUGCAAGGCUUUCCAUGCAGAGCCAUCAGGUCAGAACCGAAGUUUACCACAGCUUGCAGCACAUGAAACAGCAGAUAACACAGCUUCAGAGCAGCAAGAGGCAGCUGAGAGAGAUCAGUCAUGGCAGCAAAGAGCUUCAUCACAGUGAGGGGCAAACUGAAGGGACUUCAACUGAGUGCAAAGAUUGUCCUCAGGGAGAGGUGCAAAACAUUAGUUGGAUGGAGGACCAGGAGGAGCAGGUUCUUCGGCGGAGAGCAGAGCUGCAGGAGCUGGAGGCCGAGCUGAAGAGGAGGGAAGAGGUAUUACUGCGCAGAGAAGCCUGCAUUCAACAGAAGAACAAACUAGAGACCAAGAUGCUACGUUACAGUCAGGCCAUGAGUGAGGACCUGCUGCGUGUGUCGAUGAGAUUGGAUACCGUGGAGGAGCAGCUUGAUAGAAGCAGAACCAUAAGAGAGCCUCAGGGAGUGACCAUAGAUGAACUGGAAAGAGAGAGAGAGAUGCUUCUGACAAAAAGAGAUGCUCUGGAGGCUCAGCUCAAGGACAACAGAGUGCUUACUACAGAGGAGGAGCAUUCCCUUUUUCAGCUGGAGGAAGCUAUAGAGGCUCUUGGUGCAGCUCUGGAAUUUAAGAACUAUUCCAUUCAGGACAAGCAUCUAGUCCCAUGCUCAUCUUUUCAUCCGUCGCAAAGCUCUCAGCCCGCUCAGUUCUGUGAUGUCACCAGAAGGCUGAAGGAGCUCUCUCCAAGUGAAACUUUAGAACUGCUCAUCAAAUAUUUCAACAAGGCUGUUUGCCUCAGAGAGACAGAGCGCUGCUUACGCUUGCGCUGUGAAGAGUUGGAGCUUCAUGCUGGCGAGGAAGAGGCGAUGCGAAAUGAGUUGGAGGCUGCCAUGCAGCACCUGGCCCUGGAUGCAGACCGCAGACUCACACAGCAACACAGAGAUCACCAGAUUAUAAUUCAACAAUUACUUAAAAAACUUAAAGAAGGUGCUUCAGGAGAGACACAACAGGCAGCACCAGACAGACUACAGACUCUGGAGAAAGAGCUUUUUUUCUACAAAAGCUCCACCCGGCAGCUCAAAAAGAAACUCAGAGAGCUUCUCAGUGAUGCGCUUCAGUACCCUCAUACCCAGGAAAACAGACAAAUGCCAUGCGACAAUCAAGUCAACGGAAAUUCACAGUUCCCUCACGAACAGACUUAGUUUUCCGUUAAGCCAUGGCAUCCUCCGCAAUGAUCACCGUCCCUACUACGGCCUCCCGUUUCGCCCUGCUCCACAUAGAAUCAGACACGGAUUCCGACACCUCUGAGCCGGGGAAAACGGGAAACGCCAAAAAUGGACGUGAUACCUCUGGGAAGCAUCGACAAGGAAAAGCAGGAGCAGCAGGAGGGAAAGCAGCUCAGGGCAAUGAUAAGAAGAAAGACAAGAAGAAGAAAAGGAAGGAGCAGCAGCAAAGUGAGGCAAAUGAGUUGCGCAAUUUGGCCUUCAAAAAGAUUCCUCAGAAGUCUACUGCUCCACCACCCUGUAUGACCCUGUCAGGAAUAGCCAGUGAACUUCUUCAACCUGUGUCAGCAGACAACAUGCCUUCGGAGGGGUGGCAACAGUGGAAGCAAAGAGAUGAACAGAUAACCACUGAACUAUAUGAGGCAGAUUUGGAAAAGGCGCUGAUCCUCAGUAAACUGGAGUUUGAACAAAAUAAACAGAGUAACACAAACGCAUCUUCGCCAAAAUCAAGAGGAGGAAAAGAGGGUGUGGGGAAAAAGGACAAAAAGAAGAAUCAGCAAGCAAAAGACAAAAAAACGGUUUCCCUGCAGGACUUUCAGGCUGAAGGCAGCGCAGAGCAUUUGAUUAGGAAGCAAGAGAAAGAGGACUCCAGAGAGGCAAACCUGGCAUUAGGAAUAGAGCAAGAGGAGCGUUUUUUUAAUAAAGUGGAAGAUGAUGUCAGUCGCAUUGUCCAAAGAGAGAAAAGACGUGAACAAUAUACAAACAGCCAUGGACAAGAAGUCAACACCUCCACAGAACAUGAACCAGACCCCCGAGCAGAACAGCUGAAGUACGAGUUGGAGAAGAAGGAUCAGGAGAUCGAUAAACUAAAGAAGACCAUCUCACAAUGGGAGGUGAAAUACAAAGAAGUUAAAGCAAGAAAUUCGCAGCUACUUAAGAUGCUCCAACAGGGAGAGAUGAAGGACAAAGCAGAAAUCCUUCUACAGGUAGAAGAACUACUGCAUAUUAAAGAAGAACUGUCAUCGCAGGUAACAUUAUUACACGCUGCCCUUGAACAAGAAAGAUCUAGAGUUAAAGGGCUGCAGUCAGAACAACCAAAACAUCAGGGAAACAAGAAAGGGAAGAAAGGCUCGGACAUGGAUCUAUGAAAGUUUCUGGGGGGGGGAGGGCUGUCUGAAAGGAAAAUUUAAUAAUCAUAUUAACGAACUGUAAAACACUAAUGACCGUAUUCAGGGUCCUUUUUUCUUUCCUUUUAAUCAGCAUGCAUGAACCCCCUUAACACACACACACACACACACACAC
Messenger RNA from Menidia menidia (Atlantic silverside), 4845 nucleotides. NCBI's taxonomy places the organism in Eukaryota, Metazoa, Chordata, Actinopteri, Atheriniformes, Atherinopsidae. The record is from the annotation of a GenBank genome assembly.